GUGUUCUAUAGCUAAGUACAUACAGGGAUCAGGGAUGGCCGCCGGCAUGUGGUGCGCGGUAACCGGCGGCCGUGGCUUCAUGGCGAGGUACCUGGUGGCUGCGCUGCUCCGCUCCGGCGACUGGCGCGUGCGCGUGAUCGACCUCGCCCCCACCGUGGUGCUUGGCGCCGCCGGUGAGGCGCCGGCGGAGGACCUCCUCGGAGCUGCCAUCCAGGAUGGCCGGGCUUCCUACAUCCAGGGCGACGUCCGCGACCUCGCGCAGAUCACCAAAGCUUUUGAAGGGGUAGACGUUGUUUUCCAUACGGCUGCUCCAGAUGCAACUAACGAAAACUUUGAACUUCAUUACUCUGUUAAUGUUGAAGGAACACAAAAUGUUAUUGAAGCAUGUAUCAUGUGCAAGGUCAAGAGGCUAAUAUACACUAGUUCUAGUGGCGUUGUAUUUGAUGGGAUUCAUGGCCUUUUUUAUGCUGAUGAAUCAAUGCCUUAUCCACUUAAGUUUGUCGAUGCAUAUACAGAAACUAAGGCAGAAGGAGAGAAGAUAGUGAUGGAAGCUAAUGGCACAAAAGGCCUUCUCACUUGUUGUAUACGUCCUGGCAAUAUUUUUGGCCCUGGUGGCAAAAAUAUAGCAAUGCUAGCAUCUUCAAGGAUAUGGAAGUUCAUGUUCAUUCUUGGUAGUGGAAAGAACUAUGACGACUUUGUGUUUGUUGAAAAUGUUGCACAUAGUCAUAUAUGUGCAGAGAAAACUUUGUCUAAUGAAGAGGGUGCAAAGAUAGUUGGAGGGCAAACCUAUUUCAUAACAAAUAUGGAACCAGUAAAUAUGUGGGAUUUUGUAUCUCUCAUUCACGAAUAUCUUGGAUAUAAAAGCCAGUUUAGAAUAAAAGUCCCUAUGCUUGUCAUUAUGGUGACUGCAUAUGUGGUAUAUUGGCUAUGCAAGGCAAUCCUUCCAAUUCGAGUUAGUCAGUCAUUAACGUUCACCCCUGCAAAGAUGAAGUAUGUGACACUAAAUAGAACAUUUAGCUGUAAGAGAGCCAAUGAUCAACUUGGCUACAAACCCAUCGUGUCACUGAAGCCAUAUAAAAAUGUAGGAUGGUUUGAAGAUAACAUUGGAAUCAUGCCAUAAUUUGCAUGCUCAAGGACUAUUAUGUAAAUGAUAUGUGUUUAUCACACGAGUAGAGUUAAACGAAGCUUGUUCUUUGUGAAAGCCGAGUACACAAGAUUUACUGAACAAUGAAGACACGGAAGUGAGUAAGGAUUCAUGGAAGUCGACUGCGCAUUCUACAUUAUUGGACAAUGACAUAGUGACAUAACAUCACAAAUCUCAGCUUUGAACUAGUAGAUGCUAUAGUCAUACUCGCAUCUAGAAAACACUGAAUGUUGUGAUGAAAAUUAUGACAUAUCUCUUCUCCAUAGUAUGAGGAACCACCUUAAAUUCAUUAAAUAACUACUUGUAAAUGGUUCUAAAGAUUCUUUCUUUGACUUGAGAAACCACCCUUAUUUGUAACUCAAACCCUGACAAGUCUAUCCAUAGAGGUCCAUAACGAAUCUUCUUAUGCCCAUAAAAUAUCUUGAAUUCAAACUGUUCAGACAUGCCUGUACUGUCCAGCAUGAAACAUUACCAAUAAUAUUAGGCCUUGUUUAGUUUCCAACGAAAAACUUUUCCUCUCAUCAUAUCAUAUCGAAUGUUUCGACACAUGCAUAUAGCAUUAAAUAUAGAUUAAAAAAUAAUUAUUUGCACAGUUUGCAUGUAUUUUACGAGAUGAAUCAGUUAAGUCUAACUAGUUCAUAAUUAGACACUAAUUGCUAUAGUUAUAAAUGUGCUACACAAAAACUUUUCUUUUCCCGAACUAAACAAGACCUUAGUUCCAUACUACAAAUCCUACCACUGACACAACUUAACCCUACAUGUAUAUAGCUAAAACAAUAGAGAACCAAACUAUAGUAAGUUCACACAAGACUAGGUGAAGAAAUAGGUAUUAUACUCUAGAGUAUUAUUACAAAUGUAGAUCCUAAAUCUACUACCUAUAGAAAAAAUACAUAACUUAGGUCUAAAAAGCAUAGAUCUAAAACUACAAAUUUUAUCCAAAACUAUCUAUUAUCUACAUUUAUUAUAUAUGAAUUUUUUGACAACAUAUAUAUGCAUUUAAUAUUUCCUAAAUCUAGUACUCUAGGGAAAAAACAUAACCCAGUCUCCCCAUCCCUAAAUAAUUGUUGUUUUCACUUUUCGAGAAACUACUUUGACUAAAUCUAUAAAAAAAUAUUAAUAUUUAUGGUACAAAAUAAAUAUCAUUAAAAAGAUAUUCCAUCUAUUUUUAUAAUAAAUUUAUUUAGAGAUAAAAAUAAUGCACAUAUUUUCUACAAAUCUAAUCAAACUUAUGGAACAAAAAUAAAAAACAACAGUUAUUUAGGGAUAGAGGGAGUAGCUCUAAAAUGCAAUACCUAGAUCUAAAACUACCACUAUUAUUCCCAAACUACCUAUUGACUAAUAUUACAUAUGCAUUCGAUAUUUCCUAAAUCUGGUACUUAUGAGAAAAGAAAUACACAACCUAAAGUCUAAAACACACACUAGUAUAUAAAAUAUUAGUACUAGCGAUUCUAAACCUUUUUUUUACUGGUGUUUUUAUUCACCGCCAAUGGCAAAGGCUAGUGAAAAUCGCAAACUUUGCAGGCGUCUUCUAGAGAAUAGCCACUACAAAUGAUUUCAUUGGUUGUGUUCUUAAGAAAAACCGCCACUACAAAUGCAUUUGUACUAGUUGUUUUCUUAAGGCUACCGCCACUAGAAAUGAUUUUUAAAAAAUGCAGACUUUCUUCUUGCUACCGCCACUAGAAAUGGUUUUCAAAAAUUACAAAUUGGGCUAAAAAAUAGGAAAAAAAUUAAUCUGGGGAAGCCGCCACCUCCCCGCUCCACCAAAGUCACAAGUAGUAGCAUGUAUUUUUCGCGCACUUCACGACCGGUGGGAUUCAACCUGUGACCUCUCUCUCACAUGUUUUUGCUAUAGCUUUAGAUCUACACGGUGAAUAUAUAAUAUGGUAUGCUUUAGUAUAAAGUUUUUGCUAUAGCUUUAGAUC
Sorghum bicolor (sorghum) is the source of this 3066-nucleotide messenger RNA. Its product is annotated as 3beta-hydroxysteroid-dehydrogenase/decarboxylase. The coding region runs from base 35 to 1120 and encodes 361 amino acids. The record is from RefSeq and is a predicted model, not a curated record. Gene Ontology annotation, molecular function: 3-beta-hydroxy-Delta5-steroid dehydrogenase (NAD+) activity. Gene Ontology annotation, biological process: steroid biosynthetic process. NCBI's taxonomy places the organism in Eukaryota, Viridiplantae, Streptophyta, Magnoliopsida, Poales, Poaceae. The transcript is spliced from 9 exons.